GGAGGCGCGGGCCCGCUCUCGGGUGCCCGGCCGGGAGUCUGGCCGCGGGUGCCGCGCGGCGUCUGAAUUUAGCCCGGGGACGCCAUGGCCAGCGUCCACGAGAGCUUAUACUUCAACCCCAUGAUGACCAAUGGGGUGGUCCACGCCAACGUGUUCGGCAUCAAGGACUGGGUGACGCCCUACAAGAUCGCGGUGUUGGUGCUGCUGAACGAGAUGGGCCGCACCGGGGAGGGGGCUGUCGGCCUCGUGGAACGCCGGCGGCUCAACCAGCUGCUCCUGCCGCUGCUGCAGGGCCCAGAUAUUACAUUGUCGAAACUAUACAAACUUAUUGAAGAAUCUUGUCCGCAGCUGGCAAAUUCAGUACAGAUCAGAAUCAAACUGAUGGCUGAAGGCGAAUUGAAGGAUAUGGAACAGUUUUUUGAUGACCUUUCGGAUUCUUUCUCUGGAACUGAGCCGGAGGUUCACAAGACGAGUGUCGUAGGCUUGUUCCUGCGUCACAUGAUCUUGGCCUACAGCAAGCUGUCUUUCAGUCAGGUGUUCAAGCUCUACACCGCCCUGCAGCGCUACUUCCAGAGCGGAGAGAAAAAGAGCGCGGAAGAGGCUGAGAUGGAACUGGCGGGCAGAGAGGGGGAGAGGAAGAUGGAGAAGGAGGAGCUGGACGUGUCCGUCAGAGAAGAGGAAGUGUCUUGCAGUGGGCCUCUCUCCCAGAAACAAGCCGAGUUUUUCCUUUCACAACAGGCGUCGUUGUUAAAGAAUGAUGAGACUAAAGCCCUCACGCCAGCUUCUCUGCAGAAAGAACUGAACAACUUGCUGAAAUUCAAUCCCGAUUUUGCCGAAGCGCAUUACCUCAGCUACUUGAACAACCUCCGGGUCCAGGAUGUUUUCAGCUCGACGCACAGCCUGCUGCAUUAUUUCGACCGCCUGAUUCUCACCGGAGCUGAGAGCAAAAGUAACGGGGAGGAAGGCUACGGGCGCAGCCUGCGAUACGCCGCACUCAACCUGGCCGCCCUGCACUGCCGCUUCGGCCACUAUCAGCAGGCAGAGCUGGCCCUGCAGGAGGCCAUCAGGAUUGCCCAGGAGUCCAACGACCACGUGUGUCUGCAGCACUGCUUGAGCUGGCUGUAUGUGCUGGGGCAGAAGAGAUCUGACAGCUAUGUCUUGCUCGAACAUUCCGUGAAGAAAGCAGUGCACUUCGGGUUACCGUACCUGGCCUCCCUGGGGAUCCAGUCGCUGGUGCAGCAGAGGGCAUUUGCUGGGAAGACGGCGCACAAGCUCAUGGAUGCCCUCAAGGACUCGGAUCUCCUGCACUGGAAGCACAGCCUCUCGGAGCUCAUUGACAUCAGCAUCGCUCAGAAAACGGCCAUCUGGAGGCUCUACGGGCGCAGCACCAUGGCCCUGCAGCAAGCCCAGAUGCUGCUGAGCAUGAACAGCCUGGAGUCGGUGAGCGCAGGCGUGCAGCAGAACAACACCGAGUCCUUCGCCGUGGCGCUCUGCCACCUCGCCGAACUGCAUGCGGAGCAGGGCUGUUUCGCUGCCGCUUCAGAGGUCCUCAAGCACUUAAAGGGGCGAUUCCCACCCAACAGCCAGCAUGCCCAGCUCUGGAUGCUGUGUGAUCAGAAGAUACAGUUUGACAGAGCCAUGAAUGAUGGCAAAUACCACUUGGCCGACUCACUCGUUGCAGGAAUUACGGCUCUGAAUAGCACCGACGGCGUAUACAGGAAAACAGUCACGCUGCAAGCUCAGAACCGAAUGUCCGAGGCACACCGGCUCUUACAGAGCCUGCUGGUCCACUGCGAGAAAACCAGGAACACGGAAAUGGUGAUCAGUGUCCUGCUGUCCAUGGCAGAGCUGUACUGGAGGUCCUCGUCCCCUACCAUGGCGCUGCCUGUGCUCCUGCAGGCGUUGGCCCUCUCCAAGGAGUACCGCUUGCAGUACUUGGCCUCCGAGACGGUGCUCAACUUGGCGUUUGCCCAGCUCAUCCUGGGGAUCCCAGAACAGGCCCUGAGUCUUCUCCACAUGGCUAUUGAGCCUAUCCUGGCUGACGGGGCUGUCUUGGACAAAGGCCGGGCCAUGUUCUUAGUGGCCAAGUGCCAGGUGGCGUCAGCAGCUUCCUAUGACCCAGCAAAGAAAGUCGAAGCUCUGGAGGCCGCCAUUGAGAACCUCAGCGAAGCCAAGAGCUAUUUUGCAAAGGUGGACUGCAAGGAGCAGAUGAGAGAUGUCGUUUACUUCCAGGCCAGGCUCUACCACACCCUGGGCAAGACCCAGGAGAGGAACCGCUGUGCCAUGCUCUUCCGGCAGCUGCAUCAGGAGCUGCCUUCGCACGGGGUGCCCCUGAUCAAUCACCUCUAGCCUCAGCACACACAUCCCCUCCCCUGGGCCACCAGGCCCAGGCCAAGGUGUGCGCCUCUCACACCCCUUCCUCCAGGAGACUUUUGUAUUUGAUAUCUUGUCAAUAAACUGAAUUUUGAUGCG
Sorex fumeus (smoky shrew) is the source of this 2472-nucleotide messenger RNA. RefSeq names its product anaphase promoting complex subunit 5 (gene ANAPC5). Gene Ontology annotation, cellular component: anaphase-promoting complex. NCBI's taxonomy places the organism in Eukaryota, Metazoa, Chordata, Mammalia, Eulipotyphla, Soricidae. The transcript has 17 exons. Gene Ontology annotation, biological process: positive regulation of mitotic metaphase/anaphase transition; anaphase-promoting complex-dependent catabolic process; protein K11-linked ubiquitination. Gene Ontology annotation, molecular function: protein binding. The record is from RefSeq and is a predicted model, not a curated record. The coding region runs from base 85 to 2349 and encodes 754 amino acids.